AUGCGGCCCGGGGGGAAAAACAUGAUGCGUCCCGUUUUGUUGCAGGUUUUGUGCGAGGCUGAUGAUCGAGGCAGCCGUCGCAGCCCUGCCGCGGCGGCGCUACUGCUCUCCUUGUGUCUUGGCUUCCCUCCCUCAUCGGCAGCUUGCCCGCCUUUCUGCCUCUGUGCCAGUGAUAUAAUUUCCUGCAGCGGCCGCAAUCUGUCCACGCUGCCCUUGGACCUGCCGGGCUACGCCACGCGGCUGGACCUGAGCCACAACGGCCUCACCACCCUGCCGGCGGACUGGAACGCCCAGCCGUUCAGCCGGCUGGCCACGCUGAUUCUCAGCUGGAACUCCAUCAGCCAAAUCGAGCCGGACGCCUUCGCGCUCACGCCGCAUCUCCUCCACCUGGACCUGUCGUCUAACCGACUGGAGAUCCUGAACGCGUCCAUCUUCCGUGGGCUGGAGGAGCUGCAGGUGCUGCUGCUGUUUGGCAACCAGAUUGCACAGAUCAACCCGGGGGCCAUCAGCGAGCUGCACAGCCUGCAGAGGCUCUAUCUGUCUGGGAAUAGGCUCACAGAUUUCCCCCUGGAGCUUUACAGAGGACCCGCAGGGCCUCGUAACCUGACCUUCCUGGAUCUGUCGUCCAACAGGCUGUUGCAGCUGCCGGUGCAGAGCCUGCUGGCUCUGAGCGCCCAGCAGCAGGGGGGAAUUUAUUUGCAGGGGAACCCCUUGGUGUGCAACUGUGCUUUGCUCGCCAUGCUGGACUACUGGGUGUGGAAACAGUACCGCCCCCUGGUGGACUUCGGGGCUGGCUACCCGUGUGGCCUGAGUGGGGAUGGCGUCGGGUCGCAGCCUGACUGUCCUGGGAGUCAGCAGGAAGUGUCCAGUACCUUCCUGGAGGCGGGAACUUACCGCGUGGAGCCGGGAGAGUGUCUCAGACUGGAGUGCCCGGGCUUGGCUCCUUCCACUCAGGGCAAGCUGGAGGUUUUCUGGGUGACCCCUCGGGCGGUGCUGCACUCAUCAGCCAAUGAUACAAGUGGUCACUUCUUGAUACUCCCAAACGGCACCCUUGAAAUCAGAGGGGCGCUCCUGGAGGACUCGGGUGUAUACUUGUGUGUGGCGGCCCGCGGGCGCCGCUACCACCCCGGCGAGUCUCUGGAGGUCAGUGUGUCGGUGGGGAACUCAACGGUGGCCUCUGCCGGCGGCUUGGCGCAUGGCAGCGGCGCGGAGCACUUCAACACGGCGUUCACCACCCUGGCCUCCUGCGUGGUCAGCAUCGUGCUGGUGCUGCUCUACCUCUACCUCACGCCCUGCCGGUGUCGCGAAGGCAGGGGCGGCGGAGGUGGCGGGGCGGCUAGGGGAUGCGGCGGACGGGCCAUCCUCCUCUGCUCAGACCCCAGGGAGGUAGAUUCUGGAGAGAGGCGGUCGAAUGGGAAGAGGGUGGCUUUCCUAGAGCCUCAGGCGGUGAGAGACUCGGAUGAGUGCGGCCCGAAAACACAAGCGAUGAACUCGGCUCACGGUGCCACAGAGGGGAUUCUCAAAAAUGGAAGUAGGACAGUGGGACAGACGCUUACAGAUGCUGCUCAUAUGGCAUAGCUGUAAAGACAAACAAAUAAAAAGACUUUUGUAUGCUGUUGUAUUAUUGCAAGCUGGACCCCAGUGUUUUCCAGUGUUUUGUCACAGUUCAUGAUGAGUAAAUCCAUCUGAUCUGAGGUAGCACGAUGUUCUUAUGGAGUAGCUCUGUGCUGUUGGGUGUUCGGUCUGAAGCUGAAAUGCCGUCCUCUUGUAGGCAGAUAUUUAAAUUAUGUCUAAGUGGUGUCUAUUUUUCAGUCUGUUUUUCAUGUGCUGAUGAGAGUUCACAUCCUGAUAUGGAAAAUUUGCCGUUGCUGUGGGGAAAUUGUUACAGCAAAGAUCACAAAGAUCAUGCUGACGUGGGCGGUGUUUCAAAUUGGACUGAGAAGAAUCUCCACACCUGAUUUUACAAGCUGCUGUAAAGGCACUGGUGGUCACUGUAUAUGCAUUGUGAAUAAUGCCCAACAUUGUUACCCCUUGUUGUGCAGUGCCGCUCAGUGCAAAAAAAACAUCUGCUUUGUGGUGAGAACACACAUUCAAAGCGUGUCGGUCAAACAUAAGCCUCUGUUUGUACAAAAGAUUUGGUCAUCCGUGUUUUGCAAAUGAAACUGAGUUCCAUCUGCUACAUUCCUUGUUUGAAAUAUGUGUACCGGUAUUAGUUUAAGUUUAGUUUCUUUGGAAAUGAUAAAGCACAAACAGUAGAGAAAGUGGGUUAAUGAAGGAAAUCGAAGGAACUUAUGAAACAUUUAGUUUGUUAGGAAACAAAAUGCAAGGGCGAAACAUGGAAAACAGAGAGGUACACGCAGUAUAACUGACCUAAUUGGAGCAACAUAACAAAUAAGAAGAUAAUUAUUUGGUCCUUGAAGGAAUUUUUUUUGCUUCUCUUCCCAACAUAAACAAGCAGGUCGGAGGUUAGGUGCAAAACACCGGCUACCGGAGCUGCUGAAGAUUCGGUGCUUUGCUCAAGGACACUUCAGCAGGGCCGACUCUUGCUCCACCUUGGAGCACAAACAGGGGAUUUUGUUGGGGGGGAAUUGAUUGUUAUCGGUUCAGACAGGGAGGCGGUUUCGGCUUGGCGAAGAAGCCCCAGUCAGCCCGGAUCAGUGUCACUGGAAUCAAACGGAGGCUUGCCAGCUCGCCGCGAGCUCACCGUGACCCACAUUCCACCGUCCUUUUGUGUUUUUAUAGGUGUGUGGAAUCAUUUCCAAGGUGCCAGGAGGCUUGUUAAAGCCUGUGUGUCCUCACGCUUGGCCGCAGAUGUUCAUCAUGUCUGACUACACCACUGUACGAGUGUUAACUUUUUCUAUUGUUCUGUUUUAAUAGCUUGCACCACAGCAGAGAAUAGAUUAGAGCAGUGAA
Messenger RNA from Myripristis murdjan (pinecone soldierfish), 2913 nucleotides. Its product is annotated as amphoterin-induced protein 2-like. Gene Ontology annotation, cellular component: plasma membrane. The transcript has a single exon. Bases 1 to 1578 code for a protein of 525 amino acids. Gene Ontology annotation, molecular function: protein binding. NCBI's taxonomy places the organism in Eukaryota, Metazoa, Chordata, Actinopteri, Holocentriformes, Holocentridae. The record is from RefSeq and is a predicted model, not a curated record.